UAAAUUUUAAAUAUUUUUGAUAAAUAUUUUUAUAAUUUAUUAAAAUUGUGUUUUCCAAUUUAUUUACAAUAUUUUGUUUCAUUUACAGAUAAUUUUAUGGAUUUGUAAAUAUUUUGUCAGAUUCGUGAGUAAUUCAAACUUGUGUAAGAUCGUCAUUUGUAUAAAUUUAAAAUAAUAAAAUUCGGAAAGAUGGAUGACAUGGCCGAGUAUCGCAGACGCCAUAGAGAAGCGUAUUUAAAACGAGUUGGACUAGAUUCCCAGCAAUCCUCAGAUAAAUCCACCUCAUCCAAGCAUAACAUUAAUAACCCGGGCAAUAAUAUUAACAAUAAUGCUGAAAAUAAUAACAAAUUCCUGUCAAAUAAUAUAAAUGAUCAAAAAUAUAUGGAUGAGUUGGAUGCGAAUGACCUGUUUAGAGAUGACUUGGAUAGAGUGAGUGGAUUAGAUGAAGUGGAUGGAAUAAUGGGAAAGAGGGAGAGAGAUGCGGAAUUGAUGGAUGAUGAAGCAUCACUGGAGUUGGCGAAGAAGUUACAGAGAGAAUUUGACUCGAUGGAAGAGGUUAGAAAACCUGAUGACAGUUAUAAGGAGUGUCUGUUAUCUGGCCCCUCAGACCCUAUCAAUGUUAUCGAUGAAAAUGCUGAUAUGGACUUACAAAGAGCUAUCGCAAAAUCACUCAUCGAUAUGUAAUCAAACCCUCGGAUUCCCGUAAUGCACUCCUUAAACAUGCUUUAAAAAGACUUAAAUAAAUAUUAAUUUGCUGUUAAU
Molecule: messenger RNA, 762 nt
Organism: Theileria parva strain Muguga
Lineage: Eukaryota; Apicomplexa; Aconoidasida; Piroplasmida; Theileriidae
Exons: 1
Coding region: 190-684 (164 amino acids)
Source: RefSeq, a predicted model, not a curated record